This is a messenger RNA of Suillus bovinus, 1590 nucleotides long. RefSeq lists its product as uncharacterized. The transcript has 7 exons. The record is from RefSeq and is a predicted model, not a curated record. Bases 408 to 1409 code for a protein of 333 amino acids. NCBI's taxonomy places the organism in Eukaryota, Fungi, Basidiomycota, Agaricomycetes, Boletales, Suillaceae.
CAAAGGGGUCACAUUCAGAUAAGAAUUAUGAUUCGAGUCCAUCUCACUAGAAUGAAAGCGGCUCUAGAGCGUAGAGGAUUUGAUGAGACGGUAUGCAUUAUGCUUCUGGUUUGUCAAUGCAUCCCCACUUAAGGCUAACUAAGCUAUUUGUCAAAAAUAGGGUUAGUAUUCGUCCGAUAGUACGUGUAGGCCCAAAAAUUGCAGGCGUUCUAAUUCGGAGUACUGUAGGCACCUAGCGCUCACAUCUGAUCAGAAUAUUUGUCGAUGUGCGUGCGAUCAAUAUUGAUCAUAUGUCCAUCUCAUGCAUAUGACAUAACUUCUGACGAGAGGCUGUCCGCGUGGGACGGCACUUUGCUGAUUUGCCUUCUAUCCGUCUCCAUCCUCCAUCCUCCAUCCUCCACUGCAACAUGCAGAUGUUCAUCCCCUCUGUGAUAUCAGCCCUCAAGGCCCUAUUGAAGGGCCCAAUGUGGUUGCUACAAAAAGCAAUCUCCAUAUUCCUCAGCAGGAGAAAGUCCUCGCCACCGCCGAGAUCAUCCCCGGCGUUAAUCUCACCAUCUGAUUCACCAUAUAAGAGUGUUCACUCGCAGCAUCAGAAAUCAUAUGAACGCACAGAGUUGCAGCAGCAAACAUCAACUUACCACCUAUACCCGCCACCACGUCGAGUGACUGAAUAUUCUCAAUCCUCUUCUGCUCAUCAACUUUCCGUUCAUCGAUCCCAGUCUGCUCACCAGUCCCCUUCUGUUCAUCAGUCACCUUCGCAGCACACACCCCAUCAGCCUCAUCGCCAAACGAGCGUACGACUACCUCCACAACCUACGCCCCUCAUAUUUCCUGAUGUUGCUCCGGUAAACGAGCCUAGCCAAAGUGAUAUCCCUCAGCGGCCACGUCGUAUUUCUAGACCCGGAUUAAUUACAAGAGCUCCAGAGGUUGCUGUGACGCCUGUUGUGAUUGACCCCUAUGAAGAUGCCGAUUCUCUUCGUGACAAAGCCAGAAUCGAGGGAGAUCGCAUGAGAGAAUGUUUAAAUAAGAGCCGUGAAGCGUUUGCUAACAACGACGGAAGGCUCGCUAAAGAGCUUUCCUUGAAGCGUAAGGCGUACAAAAAAAACAUGAUGUGCUUAAACGAGGCAGCCAGCGCGAGGAUAUUCGAAGAGAAUAAUCAAGAAUACGGGUCCGACAAGAUUGAUCUUCAUAGACUUCGUGUCUCCGAAGCCAAGCUGCACUUUGACAAAGCUGUUCAAAUGAUUCGGAACAAUGGAGAAUCGUCACUUUGUGUGAUCGUAGGAAGGGGAAAGCACUCCGAGUAUAAUAUCCCGAGGAUCAAACCUGAAAUUCGAAAACAUGGGAGAAGGUUGGGUCUCAUCGUCGAAGAGGAUCCUUUCAAUGAUGGCCGCCUUAUUGUGAGUUUGUGAGUCUUGAUACCAGCUAACGUGAAUGGAUAUUUUUGCGAUCAUCAUCAUGAUGUAUCCACACGUGCCUUUUUUGUGUUGUUCUUCCUCUUUUCAUACUCGAGUGUGGGUUCUGGUGUAGUGUAUGACAAUGUACAUACUGAUGUGGUGUAGUAUUAAGUCCAAUUUAUAUGAUUCGACCGGA